AUGAGAACCAAUUAUGCCCUACUUCACCCACCAACACCGCCAAAAGUAGCAAACCACCGUGAACAAAACCAUUACAUACCUAUUGCCAACGUGAUCCGUAUGAUGCGUCAAGCUCUCCCCUCGACCGCCAAAAUAUUCGACGAGGCCACGGAAACCAUCCAGCUGUGCAUCACCAAGUUCAUCAUCUCCAUAUUAAAUGAGGCCAACGACACAUGUAAGGUAGACUACCGCAAGGUGAUUACUAUUGAUGCCUUGAUAGAAGCCAUGUCUAAGUUAGGGCUUCGACACCAUGUCGAACCCCUCUCGACUUUCAUUCAUAGGUAUUGUGAGGCGGAGGGUAAAGACAAUAUCCGAGCCCAACAGAUGAUAUUGUAUAGGCCCAGUCCUAAAGGGCCUACUGCGGUGGUCUCGUCUCUUGUGGUGAAAUCUUACAACUACUACCCCCAUAAAGGAGUAAGGGUAGUUGACGACAUUGGUGGUGGUCACGGCGAAUAUGUUAACCGUGGGUAUGGUGGUAUUGGUGACUAUGUUGGCCAUGGAUAUGGUGGUGCAAUUAAUGAUAAUACAAUGAUGAACUAUAAUGGUGGGAGUUCUAGCAGUAGCAAUAAUGGUGUGGUCAAUAUGUUGACCACGGAUAUGGUAGUACAAUUAAUAUGCUUCCUAUGA
This is a messenger RNA of Chenopodium quinoa (quinoa), 666 nucleotides long. Its product is annotated as nuclear transcription factor Y subunit B-2-like. The record is from RefSeq and is a predicted model, not a curated record. Gene Ontology annotation, molecular function: protein heterodimerization activity; RNA polymerase II cis-regulatory region sequence-specific DNA binding; DNA-binding transcription activator activity, RNA polymerase II-specific. Gene Ontology annotation, biological process: regulation of transcription by RNA polymerase II. Gene Ontology annotation, cellular component: CCAAT-binding factor complex. The transcript has a single exon. Bases 1 to 666 code for a protein of 221 amino acids. Lineage: Eukaryota; Viridiplantae; Streptophyta; Magnoliopsida; Caryophyllales; Amaranthaceae.